CACUUGCCAAAACGCGUUGCCCAUGGAGUGGAGCAAGAAGGUGCUGCUCGUUGGAGGAACAGCAGCUGCAGCGCUGGCCGUUCUGUGGUAUUUGCGCAAGGCAAAGAGUCCUAGCCUGGCCGAGGAUGAUAGUCAAUCCAAGGAUGACAAAACAGCUUCCAAGAAACCUGUGCAGAGCGAGGAGGCCGCUAAAGAAAGAUUGAAAAAAAUUUUGAGAGAGAUGAUCAAGUCUCAGGAGCAGAUGAAGGCCGUCAUCAAAGAUUUGACGAAGGAACUUCGGGAGAAGUCGGUGAGUCUGCUGGACAUAUGUCAGAAAAUCGAGAAAAUUGCGCCAGAAGAUCCCAUCGCGAAACAUGGUUUGCAAAUGAUGGAUUUUGACAAGCUGUUGGAGAAACAUCAGCAAGAUAGUGAAAUCCGCAAUGCCAUUGCGAAGAUCAUGGGUGCGCCAAAUCCACAAAAUGUUGCUUCAGAAAAGAUUCAGGCUAUCAGCGUGAAAGAGGUCAUUGACUAUCACAAGUUCAUGCUGCAGGAGCUUGAGCAUUUGAUUGACGAAUACGAGAAUCUACCUGCUGGCCGGGAGGGCUUGGACCCCAAGACGGUGACCAUUGCAGCGCAGGUGAUUGUUGGAGCUCGAUUUGAAUCAGAGUUCCAGGUGAGUUCAGAGGAUGUGGAAAGUGCGGUUCUGAUGUACCAUGCGAAUCUGGCCACUGACCAGACGUUUGCCCAAGUCAAUGUCAAGAUUCAGCACGCCAUGAGCCGUUUGAUGGGCACGAAAAUGACGCCAAGUUAGGGUCUUUGAAUCAGUGGCAAUCUCCCUUCAAUUAUUGUGGCUCGUGUUGAAAUUUGGACACGGACGCAGUUGUGGAGACCUGCUCGGUACCAUGAAAGCGAAGAUGAAAAUUGCCAAAA
This is a messenger RNA of Cladocopium goreaui, 909 nucleotides long. The record is from the annotation of a GenBank genome assembly. Lineage: Eukaryota; Dinophyceae; Suessiales; Symbiodiniaceae.